AUGGCUGUCCAAAGCACUUGGCGAGCUGGCGAGUUCGGUGUCAGGCCUGCGCGCGUAGCCAAUUGUUCCGGAUAUCAUGGCGAUCCGGCAAUAGAGAUGUACAAGCAGGCAACGCUUGGCGACGUCGACUUUAUCACUGGCGACUACCUUGCCGAGGUCAACAUGGCCAACAAUGCUGAAGCGUACGCGCAAGGCAAGCAUAUGGGCUAUGAGGAAACCGCCUGGGAAGGUCUACAGCAGACUAUUGAUGUGAUAGCCCAGAAGCGCAUCAAGGUUGCCAUCAACGGAGGUGCGCUCAACCCCGGGGGCCUUGCUGUGAAGGUGGCUGGACUGGUCAAGGAAAGGGGCUAUGACUUGGUAGUCGCAUAUGUCGAUGGCGAUAAUGUGCUUCCCAGACUGGGAAAGACCAUGCCUCAAGAGAAGGAAAACGCUUUGCCGCAUCUCGACUCUGGCAAUCAGAACGUAAUUCUUGGAAACGAAUCCUUUCUUUUUGCCAAGAAUCGUGAUCGACCUCGCGAGAUUGUCUCUGCAAAUGCUUAUUUGGGCGCGCACUCUAUUUAUGAGGCCUUGGAAAAUGGCGCCGAUAUCGUCAUCUGCGGUCGUGUUUCUGAUGCUAGCCCAGUCAUUGCUUGUGCCUGGUACUGGUGGUCAUGGAAAAUUACCAACUAUGACGAGCUAGCAGGCGCUCUCAUUGCCGGACACUUGAUCGAAUGUUCAGCCUACGUUACUGGUGGUAACUUUGCGGGUUUUGGCGCCUUCAAUGUCGAUGACUUCAUCGAUCCCGGAUUUCCCAUUGCGGAGAUCGCUCAAGAUGGAACUUGUAUCAUCACGAAGCAUGCUGGCACUGGAGGCAUGGUUACCGUUGACACGUGUAGAUGUCAAUUGGUCUAUGAACUUCAGGGCAACGCCUAUCUCAACAGUGAUGUUACGGCCUACCUAGAUAAUAUCAUGAUGGAAGAAGUCGGCAAGGAUAGAGUCCGGAUCUCGGGCGUCCGUGGCGCUCCGCCGCCCAGCACCACUAAGCUCGCCAUAUUUUACAAGGGCGGAUAUGAAGUCCAGCUACUUUUCAACGCCACAGGUUAUGAUUUCGAGAAGAAGUUCGAGCUUUUUAGCAAGCAAGUCCAUUACUACAUGGAAAAGGAAUCUUUGCAACAGCUUGACGUGUUCGAACUUCAGCGUAUUGGCGUCCCCAUCAGCAACCCAUCGGACCAGAAUAGUAGUACAGGUUACUUCCGUAUCUUUGCCCAGUCGACCAACGUUGAGGCUCUUCAGGCCAUCAGUACUGCCAUACGCAACAUCUCACUAAAGCAUUUUUCAGGCUUCCAUAACUCUCUGGAUCAACGUUCAGCAAUUCCUCGUCCGUAUCUCGCUUACUACCCGGCCCUGUGGCGCCAACAUGACCUUGAAGAGCGCUUCCAUUUGGUAGAUUCCACUGGUACGACCAAAUCCUUCAGCACAUCUCGACCUCCUAGUUUCUCGGAGGUGAGCCAACGGCAGUCAUAUGAUACGAGAUUGCCCACCAAUAUCGAUGUUGAAUAUCGCAAGAUUCGACUCGGUGAUAUCGCUCUAGGCCGGUCCGGCGAUAAGGGUGCCAAUUUAAACUUUGGACUCUUUGUUCAUACACCGGCCGAGUGGGAUUGGCUGCGUUCGUACAUGUCUCGCGCCAAAGUACAGGAUCUCAUCGGUGACGACUGGAAGUCGGAGUUCUCCAUCGAGCGCGUCGAGUUCCCUGGAAUCUUCGCAAUACACUUCGUUGUUUACGGCAUCCUCGGGCGUGGAGUUAGUAGCUCGAAACGUCUGGAUGGGUUUGGAAAAGGCUUCAUUGAUUACUUCAGGGACAAGGAUGUCGAUGUGCCCAUUUCCAUUCUUACAUCCUGA
This is a messenger RNA of Truncatella angustata, 1878 nucleotides long. RefSeq lists its product as uncharacterized. The record is from RefSeq and is a predicted model, not a curated record. The transcript is spliced from 7 exons. NCBI's taxonomy places the organism in Eukaryota, Fungi, Ascomycota, Sordariomycetes, Amphisphaeriales, Sporocadaceae. Bases 1 to 1878 code for a protein of 625 amino acids.